AUGCUAUUUCGCCAGCCAAGCACCUGUACAAUUCGUGGAAAACGACAUCUCCGAAAGCGCGAGAACGCCUCCUUCCCAGAGACGUUGUCGGGGCAAAAGAAUGCGCAGGAGAUGAUGGGGAAAAACUUGACAGCGUCGCUUAAUAAAGGGGUAGAUGUGUACUUGACUGGGAGCGGGGUCCCCCUCAUUUGGAUCCAACUUCGGGGGAUUGAUGCACCGAGUGGAAUGCUAGGAACAUCCACAGUUCUCGAAUCUCUCCCAAUGGCUCGUGAAAGUCCAGAAACUCCAACCCGAGAUGAGCUCCAACAUUACGUACGAGAAAGAUUCCCAAUUGAGUGGACAAAAAAAAAAAAUAUGCCGACUACGUACGCCGACAUAACGUCGACCUCCGUCCACGAUGCCAUCGCCCUCCUCACCCACAACCUGGUCAACAUAACCGACACGACCGGCCAAUUCCUCAUGACCCUCCCCGACGGCCGCGUGAUUGACACCAAGGGCUGGAACGACUGGGAAUGGACGCACGGCAUCGGUCUCUACGGGCUGUACAAGUACUACUCCCUAACCAACUCUCCCGAGACUCUCAAGAUCGUUGAAGACUGGUUCGCGAGCCGCUUCGCGGCGGGCGGGACGACGAAGAACAUCAACACGAUGGCGGCGCUUCUCACGCUCGCCUACGUGUUCGAGGAGACGGGCAACAAGAAGUACCUGCCGUGGCUGGACAGCUGGGCCGAGUGGGCCAUGUACGACCUCGAGCGGACGGAGUAUGGCGGGAUGCAGCACAUCACGUAUCUGACGCCCAACACGCAGCAGCUCUGGGACGACACCUUGAUGAUGACGGUGCUGCCGUUGGCGAAGAUCGGGAAGGUGCUGGGUCGACCGCACUACGUGGAGGAGGCCAAACGGCAGUUCCUGAUCCAUAUCAAGUAUCUGUUCGAUACGCGGACGGGGCUGUGGUUCCACGGCUGGUCUUUCGAGGAUGGGGGCCACAAUUUCGCGAGGGCGCGGUGGGCGAGGGGGAAUUCGUGGGUGACGAUUGUCAUUCCGGAGUUUAUCGAGUUGCUCGAUCUUCCUGCGGCGGAUCCGUUGAGGAUACACUUGAUCGAUACGUUGGAGGCGCAAUGUCGAGCAUUGAAGAAGUACCAAGAUAAGUCGGGACUUUGGAGGACAUUACUGGAUCAUGAUGACGAGGGCUCGUAUAUGGAAGCUUCUGCAACGGCGGGGUUCGCAUAUGGAAUUCUGAAGGCGGUUAGAAAGAAGUACAUAGGUCCCGAGUACGAGGAGGUUGCUGUGAGGGCCAUCAAAGCGGUGAUGGGGCAGAUUGAUAAGGAAGGGGAGCUGCAGAACACGAGUUUCGGGACGGGAAUGGGUGAUAGUCUCCAGUUCUACAAAGACAUCCCGAGGACGAGUAUGCCGUAUGGGCAGGCCAUGGCUAUCAUGGCACUAGGAGAGUUCUUGAGGAAGUUCUUGUAG
Drepanopeziza brunnea f. sp. 'multigermtubi' MB_m1 is the source of this 1470-nucleotide messenger RNA. NCBI's taxonomy places the organism in Eukaryota, Fungi, Ascomycota, Leotiomycetes, Helotiales, Drepanopezizaceae. The record is from RefSeq and is a predicted model, not a curated record.